CCCACCCCCCGUGUACGCGCCUGGAGGAGGGGAGGAUCAAAGAAAGGCUGUUAGCGGCCUGCAUAUGUGCUUUAAAGUAAAGAGAAGAUCCCUAUUCCCUUUGAAAAUUUCUCCUUGCUAUCCCAAACUAAAGGACGUCUCGCUCUUUUCUCUUUUCUUUCGCUCUCUACCCCCUCCCCCUGCGCCGGCCUUGUUCCGCCUCGUUUUUGCGCCUGUUACCUCGACGCCCUGGGUUUCCGAGGAUGAUUAAAAUACACACACUUAUGUUUUGAAGUGUCAGCGGGCACUGCACGCCAUUACGCAUGCGCUUACAUCUCUGGUCCCCGAAUAUUAUCUGUGCCUGCUCUUUUAUGUCUUAUUGUGUACUGUGCUUACUUUGGAAAGGUCCUGAAUACUACGCUAUUUCAAGAGAGCUUAAUAAAUUAUGGAUAAUAUUGGGAUCCGAUCUCCUCAAUACCCUAGCUAAAGAGUAGCCCGUAAUGUUUGUAUGUUCUUAUCUACUUGAUCUUCCGUGAAGAGUAGAACGUUAGAUCUCACAGCAGGUGUCUAUCAUUAUAUUUGACAAGCGUAAUUACCAUGAUUGACAGGCGUGACUGACAGGUGGCCACGCCUCUAAGAACACUGUUCAGCGAAGUUCACCGUGCCUUUAGUUAAUGUUUCCUCUAUUGCGCUUCACUGGGUUGAUGAUCGUUUUCUCGGCGUUGCGGAUUUUCAUUAUAGAGUGAUAUGGAUUGCCUAUGAUUCGUUUGUGGUCAAGGGAUAAUGGGAUAUCUAUAACUAGCGAUGGUAUUGUUUGGUUUAAAUGAUUAAUUACUGGUCUACACUAACAAGUUGUUUGGGCGAUCUUUGAGUUUGAAUAUCUACGCGCAAUAGAUAGAAGAUCGAGAGCAAAGAACAAAUUGCAGGACGAGCGAGACUACGACAGGAAUCACACUGGGGUGAUAUGGUUAGCUUAUGAUGGGAUACCUGCGGUUUAUUCAAGCAGCCCUCUUCGUGACAUGCGCAGUAGGAGUAGAUAUAUUAGAUAAAGACAAGUCGGAGCAUGCGCAAAAGAAGACAAUCGAACUGCAGACGGCGUAUGUUUACAGAAAAGCGAGUCAGCGAUUACCGCAUUACUCAGUGAUCCUGGGAAGCAGCGGGAAAAGUGUCCUAGGGCCUGCGGUCCCGGCGCCAGGGGGAGAUGAGAUCCAUCGAGUGCAGGGCUUUCUCCUCAACAACGAUGAGAUCAGACUUGGUGACACUUCCAGUUUCUCAAAUGCUGCCAUCUCUAUCACAAACAGAUUGCGCAUGCUUCAUCACGCUCCACCGCUGGCGUGGUCCGAGAAACUCGCGAAGCAGGCUCGUAAACUAGCGUACAAAAUGGCGAGGGAAAGGUCUUCCAUUGCCAAGAGAACAAUGGCAGAGAAAGAAAGCCAUUCUACAUUUAGAAUAAUUAAAUUCCCAUCAGUACCAGAGGCAGGGGAAAAACGUAGUACAGACACACAAAACAGCAAGCGCACCUCGAUAGCAGCAGUGCGAAAAUCCUACGAGGAAAGCGUGGACACUUUGGGGGAGAAUGUAGAGAGAUUAUUCAGCGUUAGUUACGGUUGCGAUAGCAGUGCUGCUUUUGACGUCAUCAACAAAUGGCACGACCAGAGCAAAAAGUACAGUUACUCGUACCCCCACGUGGACGAGAAAGUCAGCUCAUUCACCCAGCUCGUGUGGAAAAACACAAAGAUAUUUGGCGCUGGCUGCGCCCUCCGCCGGGGACUGUUGACAAAUGACGUAUUUGUAGUUGCCCUCUAUAGCCCCCCGGGGAAUUCCGACGGAGGGGUGACGAGUAAUGUCUUGAAGCCUGGUGACGAAACACGCAAGCCCGACGUCUAUUCUAAUAUAUUCAGAUAGUGAAGAGCAAUUCGCCGAUAGAGUGGAAGACGCUAAUGGAAAACGCCUUGUGUGCGGGUUAGGUGAAGGUCAUGUUUUAAAUUUCUCGCGCUAGUGACAAAAGCAUUGCUAGCUGUCCAUCAGUGUGGUAACAUUGUACGAAAAUAAUGAGUGCGUACUAAAUUUGAAACAAUGUGAUAUCAUUAAACGAAGUAUGUUCUAAGACUA
Nematostella vectensis (starlet sea anemone) is the source of this 2091-nucleotide messenger RNA. RefSeq lists its product as uncharacterized. The record is from RefSeq and is a predicted model, not a curated record. The transcript has 5 exons. NCBI's taxonomy places the organism in Eukaryota, Metazoa, Cnidaria, Anthozoa, Actiniaria, Edwardsiidae. Bases 955 to 1884 code for a protein of 309 amino acids.